AUGGGGUUGCGCGACCUGAUCCCCGCAUUGAUGCUGCAACUUGAUCUAGAUCAGGACUGCUAUGACUUCAUCAAAUGGUGGGAGAAGGUGGGCGAAGAUAGUCAUUACGACUGGGGUGACACCGACUUGCCCUACCUCGAUAUCAAGGACGCCAACAUCUUCGAGGAUGUUUCCUGGAUGAAGUCAAAGUAUGGCUCAGUACAUCAACGUACGGCCAUGUUGUUGCUCAAGCUGAAACUCCUUAUCGACAUCAUCAACAUCAAGCUCACGCGCAAGGUCACUGCUUCGCGCCUGCCUGUCGAAUUGUGGAGGCGCGCAGAGCUUGAUGCGAUCCGGAGCCCGGUGAGCAAGCAAUGGGCCGGCAAACCCUAUCAGGACCUCACAGCCACGCAGCAAGAGCUCGAGGAACAGAUCAAAUACACGGCACGAUACUUGCAGGACUCGAACCAGAACUUCAUGCAGAUGUUGUUUGAACCCGAAGACUACCUCGGGGAGCGUCCGAAUGCAUAUUCGCCGGGUUCGUACGAGGAGGCACAACUGGCGUUGAGCUAUAGCUACGCUGCAUGGUGGGAACACAUCGGUGUUCUGGAACUGCUUGACUCAGCGAAAGCCAUAGCUGGACGGGACUCAGAGAGCGAGAUCGCCGACAUGAUGAAGGGCGAGACGUUCAAAACACAUCCAGGCUCGGACAGAACAAAAGAGGAGCUGCUCGCGGACGUCAGUCGCAAUCGCCUGUGGGGAUACUUUGACGAAGCCGUCGAAGAUGCACUUUACCUCGGAGAGGUCAAGCCGUCCCAGGUGAACCAAGAGCGGCGCCACGCGCUCUGGGAACAGGCUGUGGCAGAGGAGGAGGCGUUCAAUGAAAGCGAUUUCGAUGAGGAGGAGCUUGACGAGAGUGACCCAGGUGAAGAUGGCUUCAAUGCCUGA
This is a messenger RNA of Cyphellophora attinorum, 927 nucleotides long. RefSeq lists its product as uncharacterized. The record is from RefSeq and is a predicted model, not a curated record. The coding region runs from base 1 to 927 and encodes 308 amino acids. Lineage: Eukaryota; Fungi; Ascomycota; Eurotiomycetes; Chaetothyriales; Cyphellophoraceae. The transcript has a single exon.